Messenger RNA from Lactuca virosa, 1800 nucleotides. The record is from the annotation of a GenBank genome assembly. Lineage: Eukaryota; Viridiplantae; Streptophyta; Magnoliopsida; Asterales; Asteraceae.
ACAUGACGAUCGAGUCUUUAAAACAGAAACCUAGUACUUUCAUGCAGAAGACGAAAGGAUUUCUGGGUUCCUUAUGUGGUAAAAUAUGGAAAGUGGGUAGAGAUGAUCCGAGAAGGGUAAUCCACGCUCUUAAAGUCGGGUUUUCUGUAACUGCAGUCUCUUUGUUGUACCUAAUGGAGCCAUUGUUCAAAGGAGUCGGAGAAAAUGCGAUUUGGGCAGUCAUGACUGUUGUCGUUGUUCUCGAAUUCACUGCUGGGGCAACUUUAUGCAAAGGAUUCAAUCGAGGGUUUGGGACGAUGUUAGCAGCAUCGUUGGCUUUCUUAUUCGAGUUUAUAGCUCGAGAAUAUGGAAAGGUUUUUCGUGCUGGUUUCAUUGGAGCUUCGAUUUUCUUGAUUGGCACAUCGACUACAUUUUUGAGAUUUUUCCCCAAAGUAAAAAAGAACUAUGACUACGGUGUAUUAGUAUUUCUGUUGACGUUUAACUUGAUUACUGUAUCGAGUUAUCGAGUGGAUGAUGUUAUGAAACUAGCCAAAGGGCGGACAUAUAUGAUCGGCAUUGGUUCUGGGAUUUGCAUUCUGAUGAGUCUCUUCAUCUUCCCAAAUUGGUCCGGAGAAGAUCUCCAUAAUCACACAGUUUCCAAAAUUGAAGGACUUGCAAAAUCAAUCGAAGCUUGUGUCACUACAUACUUCAGUGAAGAUGAACGGGAUGUAGAAAGAGAUGAGAUGAUAUCGGAGGAUCAGAUUUAUGAGAAUUAUAAGGCGGUUUUGGACUCUAAAUCGACCGAUGAAACGCUCGCGCACCAUGCAAGUUGGGAGCCUAGAUACACGUGGCAGUGCCACAAAUUUCCGGGGCAACAAUACGUGAAAAUAGGAAGCGUUCUUCGUCAUUUUGGGUACGGAGUUGUUGCUCUUCGUGGAAGUUUACAAACCGAAAUACGAACUCCAAGAUCAGUUAGAUUGCUAUUCAAGGAUCCAUGCAUUCACCUUGCAUCGGAAGUAACAAAAUCCCUAAUGGAGCUUGCCUAUAGCAUAAGAAACCGACGGCACUGCUCGCCGGAACUCCUCACCGAGCCGCUUCAACAAGCACUGCAAGACCUUGACGUUGCAUUAAAGUCACAACCACGGCUCUUUCUCGGGCCAAAUACAGCUCAAAACACACCCAAAAUGUUAGCCAUGCUUACAUCGACAGCAAGACAAAAGUAUGAACACCAUUUUUCAAGCAUAAACGCGGACCCACCUACCUCUAUUGAUAGGAAACCGAAGGGGGUUCCGGAUGGCGCAGGGAAAUUUUUAAGGCCAUCAUUAAGUAAGUUUGCGAUCACAAGCUUGGAGUUUUCCGAAGCGCUUCCAAUUGCUGCUUUUGUAUCCUUGUUGGUCGAGUUGGUUGCAAGACUUGAUCUUGUAAUUGAGGAAGUUGAAGAAUUAGGAAGGGUGGCUUGUUUUAAAGAGUUUAAACAUGGAGAUGAUGUGAUUUUAGAUGUUGAUAGGAGAAAAUCAACGGAGAUAAAUCUUACUAGUUUUGCCUCGGCGGAGUGAGUUGAUGGGCCUAAUGGUCUAUUGAAUUUUUGGUAUAAAUAUAAGUGUUAAAGUAUCCCAUAUCGACACGACACGAUCACAUAAAUAUUUAUAUGUGUUGGAGUUCCACUCUCUCCUUAAAGGCUCUUUUGGAGGGUAAAUCAAAAACUCCACAUAUAUCAUACAAUAAGAAUCUUGAAUGUUUGAUACCACCAAGGUGGUAAAGAAAAUACAAUUUUGAUCGUUUUGGUGGCUUCAAUGUGUAGAUGGAUUUGAUAUAAAUAUA